AUGCUGUCCACGAGAACGGCGCCCAAGAAGGCCGUCGGCCUCUCACGGACCGCCGUGAGGGGUCUGGCUACUGUCCAGGACGGCGCCCCGAAGCGAACAUACGGUGGUCUACGAGACCAGGAUCGCAUUUUCCAGAACCUCUAUAACCGAUACCCCGUAGACCUCAAGAGUGCUAGGAAGAUGGGCGAUUGGCACAAGACCAAGGAGAUUAUUCUCAAGGGACACGAUUGGAUCAUCAGCGAGGUUAAGGCUUCCGGUCUUCGAGGACGAGGUGGUGCUGGUUUCCCCUCGGGUCUCAAAUGGUCUUUCAUGAACUUCAAGGAUUGGGACAAGGACACCAAGCCCCGUUACCUUGUCGUCAAUGCCGAUGAGGGUGAGCCCGGUACCUGCAAGGACCGUGAGAUUAUGCGAAAGGACCCACACAAGCUCAUCGAGGGAUGCCUUAUUUCUGGCCGAGCCAUGAACGCAACCGCCGCCUAUAUUUAUAUCCGUGGUGAAUUCGUCGAGGAGGCUGCUGUUCUCCAGCGAGCCAUCAACGAGGCCUACGCCGCCGGCCUGAUCGGAAAGAACGCCUGUGACUCUGGCUACGACUUCGAUGUUUACCUGCACCGAGGUGCUGGUGCCUACGUCUGUGGUGAGGAGACUUCUCUUAUUGAGUCUCUGGAGGGCAAGCCUGGAAAGCCUCGUCUUAAGCCCCCGUUCCCUGCUGCCGUCGGUCUUUUCGGAUGCCCUUCAACUGUUACCAACGUCGAGACUGUUGCCGUUGCCCCUACUAUCUGCCGACGAGGGGGAAGCUGGUUUGCUGGCUUCGGCCGUGAGCGUAACCAGGGCACCAAGCUGUUCUGUAUCUCUGGCCACGUCAACAACCCCUGCACUGUUGAGGAGGAGAUGUCCAUUCCUCUGCGUGAGCUGAUUGACAAGCACUGUGGUGGUGUUCGAGGUGGAUGGGAUAACCUUUUGGCCGUCAUCCCCGGUGGUUCUUCUACUCCUGUUCUCCCCAAGCACGUCUGCGACGACCAACUGAUGGACUUUGAUGCCCUCAAGGACAGCCAGUCUGGUCUUGGUACUGCUGCUGUUAUCGUUAUGGAUAAGAGCACCGAUAUUGUCCGAGCUAUCAGCCGCCUCAGCCACUUCUACCGCCACGAGAGUUGCGGCCAGUGCACACCUUGCCGAGAGGGUAGCAAGUGGACAGAGCAAAUGAUGAAGCGAUUUGAGAAGGGUCAGGCCCGUGAGCGUGAGAUUGACAUGCUCCAGGAGCUCACCAAGCAGGUUGAGGGUCACACUAUUUGCGCUCUGGGAGAGGCCUUCGCCUGGCCUAUUCAGGGUCUUAUCCGACACUUCCGACCUGAGCUUGAGGCUCGCAUCCAGAAGUUCUCUCAGGAGCAUGGUGGUGAGGCCCUUGCUGGUGGAUGGAACCAUAAUGCCAAAGCCCAAGGCAAACUAGCAGUUAUGGUGGGAACAUAUGAGCAUUUUGUUGCCUUUGGCACUGAUCUUGUCGGCAUCGAGCGAAUUCUCCGUGGUUUUCAAGCGAUAUGCUCUCUUUUAGUCUGGUACCCGGCUCUAUUUGCCCUUGUCCAGUCUAAGGUGUCAUCAACAUUAUCUCUCCGCACUCUAGGCGGCCAGAUCAACGUCUCCCGACGUUUCAUUCGUUUCUUCCGCUUUUUGGACACUUUCCGCGCAGGAUGGCUCGUCUACGUCGCUCAAGGUGACAAGAGCAUUGAUAUGUGGCUUGAUAUCAUUAGCAAGACCUGCUUCGGCAUGUUCGGCAUGAUGGAGACUUUGACUCUCCUUGAUCUCUGUGGUAUCGAGAACCUCCGUGUCUUUAGUCCUGAGAAGUUCCAGGAGAUUGAUUACCAGUCGCAGCUUUUCUGGUUUGCUGGAUUAUACACUUCUGUUCUUGUCACGGUUAUCAGACUGUAUCGACUAGUCGCUGGUACUCCUGCCUCUGUCAAGCGUGAGACUGUUAGCAUCAGCUCUACUGAGAAGCCAGCCGAGCUUAUCACUACCGAGAAGGAGACUGCCGUUCUCUCUGAAAAGAUGACCAAGGAGGAUCUCGACAAGGAGCGUGAGCGCCUCAAGAGCAUUGUCAAUAAACGCAAGAUCGAGAGACGUGCUUGGAUGAAGAAGUUUAAGAGUGAAGGCUACGUUCUCCUCCGCGCUCUCGUCUCUGAUCUCCUCGAUAUGCUUCUUCCCACCACUACGGUUGGAUGGGUCAAGCUUGAGCCCGGCUUGGUCAGUUUGGCCAUGUUCUUCACCACCUUUACUACAGGUCAGGCUGUAUGGGACAGGGUUGGACAGAAUCUUCGACGACAGAAGCAGUAA
Molecule: messenger RNA, 2322 nt
Organism: Fusarium subglutinans
Lineage: Eukaryota; Fungi; Ascomycota; Sordariomycetes; Hypocreales; Nectriaceae
Product: NADH2 dehydrogenase (ubiquinone) flavo 1 precursor
Exons: 5
Coding region: 1-2322 (773 amino acids)
Biological process (GO): peroxisome fission
Cellular component (GO): peroxisomal membrane
Molecular function (GO): NADH dehydrogenase (ubiquinone) activity; 4 iron, 4 sulfur cluster binding; FMN binding
Source: RefSeq, a predicted model, not a curated record